Scomber japonicus (chub mackerel) is the source of this 2537-nucleotide messenger RNA. RefSeq names its product protein arginine methyltransferase 5 (gene prmt5). Gene Ontology annotation, biological process: peptidyl-arginine N-methylation; regulation of DNA-templated transcription. Gene Ontology annotation, cellular component: nucleus; cytosol. Lineage: Eukaryota; Metazoa; Chordata; Actinopteri; Scombriformes; Scombridae. The transcript has 16 exons. The record is from RefSeq and is a predicted model, not a curated record. The coding region runs from base 1 to 1899 and encodes 632 amino acids.
AUGGCGUCCGCCAGCAGCGCGGGGAGCAGGGUGUCCUGCGGGAGGGAUUUGAAUUGUGUGCCGGAGGUAGCUGACACGCUAGCUGUGGUUGCCAAGCUUGGGUUUGACUUCCUGUGCAUGCCCCUGUUCCACUCGAGGUUCAACAGGGAGUUUGAGUUGGAGCCUGCUAAAUCCAGGCUCGGUGCUCAGACCCGGUCAGAUCUGCUCCUGUGUGGAAGAGAUUGGAAUACUCUUAUUGUCGGAAAGCUCUCUCCAUGGAUCAACGCAGAUUCCGAAAUCGAGACAGAACGCAGAAACUCAGAGGCUGCUCUUUCACAGGAGCUGAAUUUCUCAGCCUACCUGGGCCUGCCUGUCUUCAUGGUCCCUCUGAAAGGAGCUUGUAAUGCCAACCUCGCCCGUGUGCUGCUAAACCAUAUCCACACUGGACACCACACCUCAAAUUUCUGGAUUCGCGUCCCGCUGAUGUCUUCAGACGACAUGCGGGAAGAUCUGAUUGAGAACGAGCCGACCACUUGCAUCGAUGACUCAAGCGUUGAUGAGAAGACCUGGAGCUGGUGGCACUCGUUUAGAACCCUUUGUGAUUACAACAAGAGGAUCUGUCUCGCUAUUGAAAUUGGAGCAGACAUGCCCUCAGAAGCUGUGAUUGAUAAAUGGCUCGGAGAACCAAUCAAGGCAGCUAUACUUCCAACCAGCAUCUUCCUAACUAAUAAGAAGGGCUUCCCUGUCUUGUCAAAAGCCCAUCAGCGAAUAAUCUUCCGUCUUUUCAAGCUGGAGGCCCAGUUCAUCUUUACAGGCACCAGUCGCCACACUGAGAAGGACUUCCGAUCCUACCUGCAGUACCUGGAAUACCUCAAUCAGAACCGGCCUGCACCCAAUGCCUACGAGCUCUUUGCCAAAGGCUACGAAGACUACCUGCAGUCUCCUCUCCAGCCCCUCAUGGACAACCUGGAGUCUCAGACGUAUGAAGUAUUUGAGAAGGAUCCUAUUAAAUAUUCACAGUACCAACAGGCUGUAUAUAAAUGUCUACUUGACAGAGUCCCAGAGGAGGAGAAAGACACCAAUGUUCAGGUGCUGAUGGUGUUGGGUGCAGGCAGGGGUCCCCUAGUCAAUGCAUCCCUGCGUGCUGCCAGACAGGCAGACAGGAAGCUGAAGGUGUACGCUGUGGAGAAAAAUCCCAAUGCUGUCGUCACGCUAGAGAAUUGGCGCUUUGAGGAGUGGGGUGAUCAGGUGACAGUGGUUUCAUGUGACAUGCGGGAAUGGGCGGCACCUGAGAAGGCCGACAUCAUUGUCAGCGAGCUGCUCGGAUCGUUUGGUGACAAUGAACUCUCCCCUGAGUGCUUAGACGGAGCACAGCACUUUCUCAAAGAUGAUGGCGUAAGCAUUCCCUGCUCCUACACGUCCUUCCUGGCUCCACUGUCCUCCUCCAAGCUUUACAACGAGGUACGGGGAUGCCGGGAACGUGACAAGGACCCUGAGUGCCAUUUUGAGACACCCUAUGUAGUGCGCCUCCACAACUUCCACCAGUUGGCUGAGCCCAAAGCAUGCUUCACCUUCAAACACCCCACAAAAGAUAUGAACAACAACAGGUAUCAGUGCCUCAGAUUCUCAGUGGGUUGUAACUCGGUGCUCCACGGCUUUGCUGGCUACUUUGAGACCACGCUGUAUAAAGAUGUCACACUCAGUAUAAAACCAGAUACACAUUCACCUGGAAUGUUCUCCUGGUUCCCCAUCCUCUUCCCCCUCAAACAACCCAUCACCAUAUCCCGGGAUGAUGACGUCACAGUCCGAUUCUGGCGCUGCAACAACGGGAAGAAAGUGUGGUAUGAAUGGGCCGUGACCGAGCCCUCCUGCUCUGCCAUUCACAACCCCGCAGGACGCUCUUACACCAUCGGCCUGUGAAGACGACACAUAAAACACACUCGUCUAACAGGCAUACACUCUCACAUGUUUCUGUAACACUAGGUGGCAGUAGAAGUGGGGGUGGACCUGGGCUCUUUUUUUUAUAUAUAGAUGUUUGGUCAAACCUGGAAGCGUGAUGUUGAACCUCCUAAAGGCAGUGCAGUCUGGGUUUGAAAACUACCAAUUGUAGGCACUUUCGAGUCGGCAUCGAAACAGUUGAUCGGGAUAAAGCAGAUUUUUCGGUCUGUGUUUUUUCAGAAAUUGGUCUAGACGUCUGUUUCAGCAGGCAUGGACACGAAGUGUAUUGUUGCUGUGAGAUUGGCUUAUUCAGAUUAGGUCAAACACGGUGCCACUUGUUCCUCAUGUUUUUUGGGUUUUUUUGUCGUUGUUUUUUUCUCCACUGUUGUGAACUGGCAUUGCAGACACACAUUCAAUCCAACAAGACCUAUGCCUUAUCAAAUGCACAUUCCAUACCAGUACUGACAAAAACACCCUUCUCCUCAACUCAAAAAGGUCACAGGACAUUUACACCAUUCAUAUUACAUACUGUGUUGUUUCGGAGCUGUCUUCAUACCUUUGUUACUUUGUUUCUGUAAGUUUGAACCAUGUCAAUAAAGAUGACACUGUAAUGUUCUCGA